Oppia nitens is the source of this 513-nucleotide messenger RNA. RefSeq lists its product as uncharacterized. The record is from RefSeq and is a predicted model, not a curated record. The transcript is spliced from 5 exons. Bases 1 to 513 code for a protein of 170 amino acids. Lineage: Eukaryota; Metazoa; Arthropoda; Arachnida; Sarcoptiformes; Oppiidae.
AUGCUAAUAUAUUAUCAGCUAUUUAUUGUUACAAUAUUAUCGUUGACAUUGUGCUUGAUAGAUUCAAAAAUAAUUUACCGCUAUAGAAAUAAUAGAGACUAUCAAAUUGAUCCAGAUAGAAAUUCACCAAUACAAUUAACCAAUAACCAAUAUGAUAAUGGUUAUUUACAGKAUAAUCGUUAUAAAACUAAUAUACAACAACAACAACAUACUAGUGAACCUAAUAUAAAAUAUUUUAUUAAUAUUAUGGAUCCGUACAAUAGUGAAGAAGUAGACAAUCCUCGUAUUCAACGACUUCGUGAUAUAAUUCAGGUAAUGUCCCAUAACUAUUAUCCAGGCGAUUUUGAUCCGGACGUACCGUUUUAUGGACACCCGUACCUGAAUACAGUACCUGAACAUCAUARUAAUGGCCAAUGGCCAGCCAAUGKUUACCCGUCCAAAACGGUUAUUACGGUCAACGGUGUACACAAUUAUGAUAGUCCACAACAGGUUGUCCAUUAUACGGUCCGGUAG